UCAGCAGAGCAGCUUUGCCAUUUGGGUUAGUCAGGCGAGAAUUAUCCUGUGAAGGUUACUCUAUAGACCUGCGAUGUCCCGGCAGUGAUGUCAUCAUGAUUGAGAGCGCGAACUACGGUCGAACAGAUGACAAGAUUUGCGAUGCUGACCCAUUUCAGAUGGAGAAUACAGACUGCUACCUCCCAGAUGCCUUCAAAAUUAUGACUCAGAGGUGCAACAAUCGAACACAGUGUAUAGUAGUUACUGGGUCAGAUGUAUUUCCUGAUCCGUGUCCUGGAACAUACAAAUACCUUGAAGUCCAGUAUGAAUGUGUCCCUUACAUUUUUGUGUGCCCUGGGACCUUGAAAGCAAUUGUGGACUCGCCAUGUAUAUAUGAAGCUGAACAAAAGGCAGGUGCUUGGUGCAAGGACCCUCUCCAGGCUGCAGAUAAAAUUUAUUUCAUGCCCUGGACUCCCUAUCGUACUGAUACUUUAAUAGAAUAUGCUUCUUUAGAAGAUUUCCAAAAUAGUCGCCAAACGACAACAUAUAAACUUCCUAAUCGAGUAGAUGGUACUGGAUUUGUGGUAUAUGAUGGUGCUGUCUUCUUUAACAAAGAAAGAACAAGGAAUAUUGUGAAAUUCGACUUGAGGACUAGAAUUAAGAGUGGCGAGGCCAUCAUUAACUACGCCAACUACCAUGACACCUCGCCGUACCGAUGGGGAGGAAAGACUGAUAUCGACCUCGCAGUUGAUGAAAAUGGCUUGUGGGUCAUUUAUGCCACUGAACAGAACAACGGAAUGAUCGUUAUUAGCCAGCUGAAUCCAUACACCCUUCGAUUCGAAGCAACGUGGGAGACUGUGUAUGACAAACGUGCUGCAUCAAAUGCUUUUAUGAUAUGCGGUGUCCUCUAUGUGGUCAGGUCAGUUUAUCAAGACAAUGAAAGUGAAACGGGCAAGAACGCGAUUGAUUACAUUUACAAUACCAGAUUAAACCGGGGAGAGUAUGUGGACGUUCCCUUUCCCAACCAGUACCAGUACAUUGCUGCAGUGGAUUACAAUCCAAGAGAUAACCAACUCUACGUGUGGAACAAUAACUUCAUUUUACGAUACUCUCUGGAGUUUGGUCCUCCUGAUCCUGCCCAAGUGCCUACCACAGCUGUGACAAUAACUUCUUCAGCUGAGCUGUUCAGAACCACGGCAUCAACCACAAGCACCGCUUCACAGAAAGGACCUGUGAGCACCACGGUAGCUGGCUCACAGGAAGGCAGCAGAGGCACGAAACCACCUCCAGCGGUUUCCACCACCAGAACUGCGCCUGUAACAAAUAUUUUUCCCCUGCCAGAGAGAUUCUGCGAAGCAUUAGAAUCCAGGGGCAUAAAGUGGCCUCAGACGCAAAGGGGGAUGAUGGUUGAACGACCGUGUCCCAAGGGAACAAGAGGAACUGCCUCAUAUCUCUGCAUGGUUUCCACUGGAACAUGGAACCCGAAGGGCCCUGAUCUUAGCAACUGUACCUCACAUUGGGUGAAUCAGCUGGCUCAGAAGAUCAGAAGUGGAGAAAAUGCUGCUAGUCUUGCCAAUGAACUGGCUAAACAUACCAAAGGGCCAGUGUUUGCUGGGGAUGUGAGUUCUUCCGUGAGGUUGAUGGAGCAGUUGGUGGACAUCCUUGAUGCACAGCUGCAGGAACUGAAACCUAGUGAAAAGGAUUCAGCUGGACGGAGUUAUAACAAGGCAAUUGUUGACACAGUGGACAACCUUCUGAGACCUGAAGCUUUGGAAUCAUGGAAACACAUGAAUUCCUCUGAACAAGCCCAUACCGCCACAAUGUUACUCGAUACGUUGGAAGAGGGAGCUUUUGUCCUAGCUGACAAUCUCUUGGAACCAACAAGGGUCUCAAUGCCCACAGAUAAUAUUGUCCUGGAAGUUGCAGUCCUCAGUACAGAAGGACAGAUCCAAGACUUUAAAUUUCCUCUGGGCAUCAAAGGAGCAGGCAGUUCAAUCCAGCUCUCUGCAAAUACUGUCAAACAGAAUAGCAGGAAUGGACUUGCAAAGUUGGUGUUUAUCAUUUACCGCAGUCUGGGACAGUUCCUUAGCACAGAAAAUGCAACUAUCAAGCUGGGUGCUGACUUUAUAGGUCGUAAUAGCACCAUUGCAGUGAAUUCUCACGUCAUUUCAGUUUCAAUCAAUAAAGAGUCCAGCCGAGUAUACCUGACGGAUCCUGUGCUUUUUACCCUGCCACACAUUGAUCCUGACAAUUAUUUCAAUGCAAACUGCUCCUUCUGGAACUACUCAGAGAGAACUAUGAUGGGAUAUUGGUCUACCCAGGGCUGCAAGCUGGUUGACACUAAUAAAACUCGUACAACGUGUGCAUGCAGCCACCUAACCAAUUUUGCAAUUCUCAUGGCCCACAGGGAAAUUGCAUAUAAAGAUGGAGUUCACGAACUACUCCUCACAGUCAUCACCUGGGUGGGAAUUGUCGUUUCCCUUGUUUGUCUGGGCAUCUGCAUCUUCACCUUCUGCUUUUUCCGGGGUCUGCAGAGUGACCGAAAUACUAUUCACAAGAACCUUUGCAUCAACCUGUUUAUUGCUGAAUUUAUUUUCCUAAUAGGCAUUGAUAAGACAAAAUACACGAUUGCAUGCCCAAUAUUUGCAGGACUUCUACACUUUUUCUUUUUGGCAGCAUUUGCUUGGAUGUGUCUAGAAGGUGUGCAGCUCUAUUUAAUGUUAGUUGAAGUUUUUGAAAGUGAAUAUUCAAGGAAAAAAUAUUACUAUGUUGCUGGUUACUUGUUUCCUGCCACAGUGGUUGGAGUUUCAGCUGCUAUUGACUAUAAGAGCUAUGGAACAGAAAAAGCUUGCUGGCUUCACGUUGAUAACUAUUUUAUAUGGAGUUUCAUUGGACCUGUUACCUUCAUUAUUCUGCUAAAUAUUAUCUUCUUGGUGAUCACACUGUGCAAAAUGGUGAAACACUCAAACACUUUGAAACCAGAUUCUAGCAGGUUGGAAAACAUUAAGUCUUGGGUGCUUGGCGCUUUCGCUCUUCUGUGUCUACUUGGCCUGACCUGGUCAUUUGGGUUGCUUUUUGUAAAUGAGGAGACUAUUGUGAUGGCAUAUCUCUUCACCAUCUUUAAUGCUUUCCAGGGAGUGUUCAUUUUCAUCUUCCACUGUGCUCUCCAGAAGAAAGUACGAAAAGAAUAUGGCAAGUGCUUCCGACACUCUUACUGCUGUGGCGGCCUCCCCACCGAGAGCCCCCACAGCUCCGUGAAGGCAUCCAGCACCAGGACCAGCGCUCGGUAUUCCUCUGGCACACAGAGUCGUAUAAGAAGGAUGUGGAAUGACACUGUGAGAAAGCAAUCUGAAUCUUCCUUUAUCUCAGGUGACAUCAAUAGCACUUCAACACUAAAUCAAGGACAUUCACUGAGCAGUGCCAGGGAUACAAGUGCCAUGGAUACUCUACCGCUAAAUGGUAAUUUCAACAACAGCUACUCGCUGCGCAAGGGGGACUACGACGACGGCCUGCAGGUCGUGGACUGCGGCCUCGGGCUGGACGACGCCGCCUUCGAGAAGAUGAUCAUCUCGGAGCUGGUGCACAGCAACCUCCGGGGCGGCGGCGGCAAGACUCACCACCUCGAGCUCAGCCUCCCCGUCCAGCCGGCGGUGGGAGGCAGCAGCAGCGAGGACGAUGCCAUCGUGGCGGACGCGUCCUCCUUCGUGCACGGCGACCACCCCGGGCUGGAGCUGCACCACCAAGAGCUCGAGGCGCCGCUCAUUCCCCAGCGGACUCACUCCCUUCUGUACCAGCCCCAGAAGAAAGUGCAGCCCGAGGGGACGGACAGCUAUGUCUCCCAGCUGACCGCCGAGGCCGAGGACGCCCUGCCGUCCCCCAACAGAGACUCGCUGUACACGAGCAUGCCCAACCUCAGAGACUCUCCCUACCAGGAGAGCAGCCCCGACCUGGAAGAAGACCUCUCGCCUUCCAGGCGGAGCGAGAACGAGGACGUCUACUACAAAAGCAUGCCCAACCUCGGGGCUGGCCAUCAGCUCCAGAUGUGCUACCAGAUCAGCCGAGGCAACAGCGACGGCUACAUCAUCCCCAUCAACAAAGAAGGGUGUAUCCCGGAGGGAGACGUCAGGGAGGGACAGAUGCAGCUGGUCACUAGUCUCUAAUAGACGGCCCGGUCAUCCCAAGGGCCCCGGGCGGCUGCCCGGGCAGGGAGGACUCCCUCCGCCCGAGGCCGCGCCCUGGGAGCCGGCCAAAGAGACGGGCCCUGCUGACCUGUGGCUCUCCCGUGUAAAAAAGAGGACUGAACCUCGCCGUUCUGUGAAUUUUUAUAAAACCUGCAGAAACUUUGUAUAUACACAGAGUAUACUAAAAUGAAUUAUUUGUUACAAAAGAAAAGAGAUGCCAACCAGGUAUUUUAAGAUUCUGCUGCUGUUUAGAGAAAUUGCGGAGCAGGCGAAACUUUCCAGCCCUUUGGCGGCAGCAGUCUGUGAAGUAGAUCUGUAAAUAUGGGCUGCACCAUGUUUUGUAGGCCUACAUUGUAUUAUAUACAAGACGUAGGCUUUAAAAUCCUGUGGGACAACUUUACUGUACCGUACUGUUCCUGACGAGACUUGGAAAAGCAGGAGAGAGAUUCUGCGUUCGUUUGCAGUUCCCUGCAAACCUUUUACGUUAAGGCAAAGAUCGAAAACCUGUCUAACCACUAGCAAUCAAGCCACAGGCCUUACUUCCUAUGUUCCUCAAUGUACAAUGAACUCUUCUCCAGAGAAAAUGGCUAAAGAAAUUCUAUUUUGUUCUAUUGCUAGGGUAAAAUAAAUACAUUUGUGUCCAACUGAAA
Carlito syrichta (Philippine tarsier) is the source of this 4810-nucleotide messenger RNA. It is a transcript of the gene ADGRL2, whose product is annotated as adhesion G protein-coupled receptor L2. Lineage: Eukaryota; Metazoa; Chordata; Mammalia; Primates; Tarsiidae. The transcript has 18 exons. Gene Ontology annotation, molecular function: carbohydrate binding; G protein-coupled receptor activity. Gene Ontology annotation, biological process: adenylate cyclase-activating G protein-coupled receptor signaling pathway; brain development; cell surface receptor signaling pathway. The record is from RefSeq and is a predicted model, not a curated record. Gene Ontology annotation, cellular component: neuron projection; membrane. Bases 96 to 4139 code for a protein of 1347 amino acids.